Episyrphus balteatus (marmalade hoverfly) is the source of this 1046-nucleotide messenger RNA. RefSeq names its product diuretic hormone class 2 (gene Dh31). NCBI's taxonomy places the organism in Eukaryota, Metazoa, Arthropoda, Insecta, Diptera, Syrphidae. Gene Ontology annotation, molecular function: G protein-coupled receptor binding; diuretic hormone activity. The transcript has 4 exons. The record is from RefSeq and is a predicted model, not a curated record. Gene Ontology annotation, biological process: body fluid secretion. The coding region runs from base 401 to 739 and encodes 112 amino acids.
UCGCUCGAAUUCCCCUUUAUUUUGUGUUUUACGUCCGAAAAGUCGUUAGGAUAAUCAUAAGUGAAAUCAAAUAUCAUCAGUCGGUUAUUAAAAUCGUAUAAAACCGACGAGUUGUUUAAAUGCAGUUCACUGUUUGUUCUGAUAGUCGCACGUGGUAGUUACUCCUAAAAACACGGAAUUUAUUAUGACAGAAGUGAUUAAAGUUCCUUUUAAAUAAGUAUUUAAGAAUAAAAAUAAAUAAAAAAUAAGUGAUACAUAUAUGUAUGUAUGUUUGUACAUAAUAUUUGACUGAUAGCAGAGGCAGUGUUCCUUUUUAAUAAAUCAAAGAAAGUGCAAAAAAAAAUCACAUCCUAAAUACUUUAUUUAUUAAUAAGAUAUCAAUUGAAAAAGGGUCAACAGGAUGAUGCCAAUACAUAUGAUGCGUUCUAUUGGGGUUGGAAUUAUAGUGACUUUAAUAGUGAUGUCGACACCGAGCGCAGCUCCAGUACCCAGUCAUACAAAUGUUCUAUACAAUGAUUUUAACGAAGUUCCCGAUGACAUUUUGGUAGACUUGAUGGCUCGCUUUGGACAGACGAUCUUAAGAGCUAGAAGUGAUCUUGAAAACUCGAAACGCACAGUCGAUUUUGGACUCGCUCGUGGUUUUUCGGGGACACAAGAAGCAAAGCAUCGAAUGGGACUAGCUGCAGCAAACUUUCCUGGUGGCCCAGGAAGAAGACGACGCUCUGAAACCGAAGCCUAAAUCAAUUAUAGAAAUCACUGAACGUAUCCAAAAUGCCUGUUUUGUUUUAUUUAAUUUUGAAAUUGUUUGAGAAAUAAUGAUGAAAAAUGACACAUAAAUAAAAAAAAAAACUAAUAAUAAAAUAGUAAAUAACUUGCAAAAAUAUUAACAUUACUAUUAUUAUUGGGGAAGGUGUUUGUUACUUCCCAAGAACUAUUUUGGGAAUGAAAGCAUAAUUUCCAAUCAUUGUAAAAAAAAUAUAUACAUACACACAUACAUGUUUAUAGAAUUACAUAUUUAAAUAUAAUGCAAUAUUUUUAUUUAUUAC